AUGCUACCCAGGUGUAUAUUUUUGAUGCUUUUACUCAUUUCUCAGAUGAAAGAAAAUGUCACCUUUGGAGCAGAUGGUCCAGAACUGGCUCAUGCUAAAAAGCUUCCUUUUGUUCACAAGCGAGAUCUUGAACACACUCAUAAUUCGGACAUACCGGAAGCAUAUGAAGAGGAAGUGUUGUACGAAGUGAGACUAAGUAGGAAAACUUUAAUCCUUCACCUUCUGAAAUCAAGAGAAUUCCUUGGCUCAAAUUACAGUGAAACGUUCUACACCUUACAAGGAGAAAUACUCACCAGGCAUCCUCAGAUAACGGAUCACUGUUUUUAUCAAGGAUCCAUUAUACAUGAACUUGAUUCUUCUGCUAGCAUCAGCACAUGUAAUGGUCUGAGGGGAUUCUUCAGAGUAAAUGAUCAAAGGUAUCUUAUUGAACCAGUGAAAUACUCGGAGGAGGGAGAGCAUUUGGUGUUCAAAUAUAACCCAAGGGUGCCGUAUGUUGUCAAUUAUUCUUGUGCAGAGCUCAAUUUAACCAUGAAAGCUGUUCCAAAAGACACUAAAUGUAAGGAAAACCACACAGAGAAAGGAAACCAUAAGGAAAAGUAUAUUGAACUGUUCAUCGUUGCUGAUGAAUAUGUGUACCGCAGAAACAGUAGUCCUCACUAUAAGCUAAGGAGAAGAAUUUGGGGAAUGGUCAAUUUUAUCAACAUGAUUUAUAACACCUUGAAUAUUUAUGUGACAUUGGUUGGCAUUGAAAUAUGGACAAAUGGAGACAAAAUAGAACAAGCUUCAAAUAUAGAGACUACCUUAUUGCGUUUUUCAAAUUGGCAAGAGACAGUCCUUAAAAAAAGGAAGAAUUUUGAUCAUGCUCUGUUACUGAGUGGGAAGUGGCUCUACACACAACCACAAGGAGCUUCUUAUCCAGCGGGUAUGUGCCUGCCCAGUUAUUCUGCCAGUGUUAUUAAGGAUCUUCUACCUGACAUAAAUAUAAUUGCGAACAGAAUGGCACAUCAGUUGGGACAUAACCUCGGGAUGCAGCAUGAUGAGUUCCCGUGCACUUGUCCUUUGGGAAAGUGCGUUAUGGACGGCGCUGGAAGUAUUCCUGCGAUAAAAUUCAGUAAAUGCAGUCACAGCCAGUACCAGCAGUUCCUGAAGGAUUAUAAACCAACCUGCAUGCUCAACAUUCCAUUUCCUAACAAUCUCAGUGAUUUCCCAUUUUGCGGGAACAAGAAAGUAGAUGAAGGGGAAGAGUGUGACUGUGGCCCUGUGCAGGAGUGUACUAACCCUUGCUGUGAUGCACACAUGUGUAUGCUGAAGCCAGGAUUUACUUGUGCACAAGGAGAGUGCUGUGAAUUUUGUCAGAUAAAAAAAGCAGGGUCCAUAUGCAGACCCGGAAACGAUGAGUGUGACUUUCCUGAAGUUUGUACCGGCCACUCCUCGGAGUGUCCUAAGGAUAGGUUCCAAGUCAAUGGUUUUCCUUGCAACAAUGGAGAAGGCUACUGCUUCAUGGGGCAAUGUCCCACACGGCAGGAUCAGUGCACUGGAUUGUUUGAUGAUGAAGCAAAAGAGAGUCCUGAUAUCUGCUACACGAUGAAUAAAAAAGGAAAUAAAUUUGGUUACUGCAGAAACAAGGAAAACAUAUUCAUUGCCUGUGAGGAGAAAGACAUCAAGUGUGGGAAGAUUUACUGCACUGGAGGACACCACUCAUCCCUCCUCGGGGAAGUCAAGACCUUUCUUCUUACGGAACCAAAGCAGAAUGUCACCAUCAAAUGCAAAACCAUCUUUUUACAUCACAAUUCUAAAGAUAUUGGUCUGGUUGAUUCUAGAAUAAAAUGUGGAGAGAAGAUGGUAUGCCUCAAUGGUGAAUGCAUAAACAUUGAACAGAUCUACAAUUCAACCAGUUGCCCUUCUCAGUGCAAUGAAAAUUCUGAGGAUGGUCGUGAAUCCGAGUGCCAGUGUGAAGAAGAACAGAUACUUACAGACUGGGAAGAGACCUUAAAUGUUACCAGUAUCUCCAUCAUGGUCAUCGUGAUUCUCAUGAUUGUUACUGGUAUUGGAUCUAUCACAUUAUUAAUUCGUUACCAAAAAUGUAUUAAAUUGAAGCAACAUCAGAGCCCACCUGGAGACACACUUGGAGUAGAGAAUAAAGGAUACGUGGGAGAUGAGCAGCAGAGGAGACCCGAGCCAAUUCUGCCCGAGAGUCCUCCUCGUCAAGAACGUCCAGUAUAUUUCUACAUCAGUUCCUUCAGGAAUACAGCAAUGGUGAUUCAGCACAAAGCAGAAAAACCUGCCCCCUUCCAUGGCCGACCACCAAUACCCCCAAUAUUGGGUCAAGCAUUCUCCGAUAUUGACCACCCCCCACAGCCUGUGUGCCACAGCAACUGUCCUGCUAUUGAAUAUAGAAUUCACAUUGCAUGUGCUAAAACUGGACAGUCACAUUCUAAAGAAAGGUUAAUAACUUCCUUAUUCCACGUAGCAGUCUCUGAGGCUCAAGAUCCACGAGUGACAUUCUUGAGACCACUAGGUGGCCACACAGCUCAGUAA
Molecule: messenger RNA, 2538 nt
Organism: Chinchilla lanigera (long-tailed chinchilla)
Lineage: Eukaryota; Metazoa; Chordata; Mammalia; Rodentia; Chinchillidae
Gene: Adam7
Product: ADAM metallopeptidase domain 7
Exons: 21
Coding region: 1-2538 (845 amino acids)
Biological process (GO): proteolysis
Cellular component (GO): plasma membrane
Molecular function (GO): metalloendopeptidase activity
Source: RefSeq, a predicted model, not a curated record